Messenger RNA from Sporothrix brasiliensis 5110, 252 nucleotides. RefSeq lists its product as uncharacterized. Bases 1 to 252 code for a protein of 83 amino acids. The record is from RefSeq and is a predicted model, not a curated record. The transcript has a single exon. Lineage: Eukaryota; Fungi; Ascomycota; Sordariomycetes; Ophiostomatales; Ophiostomataceae.
AUGCCCGAGGGAUGGCGCAAGUGGCUCACUCUGAUUGGUAUUUGGCUCUAUGACGGACGUUUGGACGCACCGGGCAAAAGCGUAAAGCAGUAUUAUGAGGCGCUCGAUCGGCCAGGCCUUAUCAAGGACCUCGUCAAUAGCCUCGAGGCACGAAUGGGUAGCCAGACGCAGCUGAGGUCCAUUUUCGAGGACCAUGCAGCAUCCGACAAAGACGGCGAACCCUACUGGGAAGAAGAGAACUUUAUCAAGUAA